AUGCAGCUGGAGCAUUGUCUGUCGCCUCCGUCGAUGAUGCUCUCCAAGAAAUUUCUUCAUGUGAGCGGCGGCGGGAGCGGCGCUUACCCGCCUGCCGCGGGCGGAUCCGAGCUUGCCUUGCAGGAGCAUCACCACCACCACCAUCAUCACCACCACCAUCCCGCCGCCGCCGCCGCCGCCAUCCUCUCGGCGAGCGCUGACAACCUGGAGAGGAGUUCACCUCUGAAAAAACUCGCCAGGGGGGGGAUGACGAAUCAGGCCGAAGCAGACAAUUUCCCUGACUCCAAAGACCCGCCAGGGGACGCCCAGCAGCAACAGCAACAGCAGCAGCAGCAGCGCGCCAAACUCUCGCCCGUCGUCUUGGACGGCGGCGGCGGCCAGGAGCAGCUCCGUCCAACCUUCGAUGGAGCGGCGGCGGCUGCGGCAGCGGCAGCAGCAGCAGCAGCAGCGGCGGCCGCGGCAGCGGCGGAUCGCUACCUGCUCUCGUCGCCCGCGGCUGCAGCCUCCUCUAGCCAGCCCCCGACCGCUGCCUCGGCUCCCCCGGCCGCCGCCACCAUGUUCCCCUACCCGGGCCAGCACAACCACGCUGCCGCCUUCUCCAUCGCCAGCCCCAGCCGCUACAUGGCGCACCAUCCGGUCAUCACCAACGGAGCCUACAACAGCCUCCUCUCCAACUCGGCCCCUCAGGGCUACCCGGCCGCCGGCUACCCUUACCCUCAGCAGUACGGCCAUUCCUACCAAGGAUCGCCCUUCUACCAGUUCCCCUCCGCUCAAGCCGGGCUCGUCCCGGGCAAGGCGCAGGUCUACCUAUGCAACAGGCCCCUCUGGCUGAAGUUCCACCGGCACCAGACCGAGAUGAUCAUAACCAAGCAAGGCAGGCGAAUGUUCCCUUUCUUAAGUUUUAACAUUUCUGGUCUGGAUCCCACGGCUCAUUACAAUAUUUUUGUGGAUGUCAUCCUGGCCGAUCCCAACCACUGGAGAUUUCAAGGAGGCAAAUGGGUGCCUUGCGGCAAAGCGGACACCAAUGUACAAGGAAAUCGCGUCUAUAUGCACCCGGACUCCCCCAACACGGGAGCGCACUGGAUGCGCCAGGAAAUCUCCUUUGGGAAACUGAAAUUGACCAACAAUAAAGGCGCCUCCAACAACAACGGGCAGAUGGUGGUCCUGCAAUCCCUCCACAAAUACCAGCCCCGCUUGCACGUGGUGGAGGUGAACGAAGACGGCACGGAGGACACCAGCCAGCCCGGCCGGGUGCAAACCUUCACCUUCCCGGAGACCCAGUUCAUCGCCGUCACCGCCUACCAGAACACCGAUAUCACACAGCUGAAGAUAGAUCACAACCCUUUUGCAAAAGGCUUUCGAGACAACUAUGACACGAUCUACACCGGCUGCGACAUGGACCGCCUGACCCCGUCGCCCAACGACUCCCCCCGCUCGCAGAUCGUGCCAGGUGCCCGCUACGCCAUGGCGGCAGCCGCGGCCGGCUCCUUCCUGCAGGACCAGUUCGUCAGCAACUACGCCAAGUCCCGCGGCUUCCACCACCAUCACCAUCACCCAGGGGCCGGCGCCGGAGCAGGCGUGGGACCAGGCGGGCCCGUGCCGGAGCGAGGCGUGCCCCACCCGAACGGGCUGCUGUCCCCGCAGCAAGCCGAGGAGCCCGGCGCGCCUUCUCCUCAGCGCUGGUUCGUCACGCCCGCCAAUAACAGGCUGGACUUCGCCGCCGCCGCCUCAGCCUACGACCCUGCGGGAGAUUUGGCGGGAAACGCCGCGACCCUCUUGUCGUACGCGGCAGCCGGCGUCAAAGCGCUCCCCCUGCAGGCGGCUGGCUGCACCGCCCGCCCGCUCGGCUACUACCCGGACCCGUCGGGCUGGGGGGCGCGCAGCCCGCCCCAGUAUUGCGCCAAGUCCUUGUCGUGCUGGCCCAAUAGCAGCAGCAGCAGCGCUCGCGCCGGGGGCAACCCCUAUUUGCCCGCAGGGGCCGGCGGCGGCGAGGAGCCCGACAGCCUGGCGCCUCCCGAGCGCUCCCCUUUGGUGGCGCCGCCGCCGCCUCCCGCCACCGGGCAGCCCCCGGAGGACUCCAAGCCCCCCAAGGACUUGUCCGACUCGAGCUGGAUCGAGACUCCCUCGUCCAUCAAGUCCAUCGACUCCACCGACUCUGGGAUUUACGAGCAGGCUAAGCGCCGGCGGCUCUCCCCGGCGGGUACGCCUGCCUCCGAGAGCUCGUCGCCACUCAAGAGCGAGCCCGCCUUGGCCCCCCGGGACUGCGACAAGACCUGCGCCAAGGACAUCGGCUACUACGGCUUCUACUCGCACAGCUAGAGCCUCUGCCCUUUGGCCACGCCUCCCCGCCUACUCUCCUUUCCCCGCCAAUUCCUUCCGAAAGAGCUUUCGUUUGGCGCUGCGCAAGAGGUUGAGCUCUAGUUAGCAACUGCACUCGAGUGUACCUCUUUCUCCAGCCCCGCCAUCUACCCCGCGCACGCGCAGUCUCUCUCUCUCUCUCUCUCUCUCAUACACAGAAGAGCGCAAACCGCAUGUCCAUUCUAAACCCCCUUUGGUUUCGCAACGGGAGGUGGAUGGAUCUGCGCGCGCAAUGAAGGGCGAAAAAUCAUGUCACUUCUUUCU
Rhineura floridana is the source of this 2622-nucleotide messenger RNA. RefSeq names its product T-box brain transcription factor 1 (gene TBR1). The coding region runs from base 1 to 2319 and encodes 772 amino acids. Gene Ontology annotation, biological process: cell fate specification; commitment of neuronal cell to specific neuron type in forebrain; regulation of neuron projection development. The transcript has 6 exons. Lineage: Eukaryota; Metazoa; Chordata; Lepidosauria; Squamata; Rhineuridae. The record is from RefSeq and is a predicted model, not a curated record. Gene Ontology annotation, molecular function: DNA-binding transcription factor activity, RNA polymerase II-specific; RNA polymerase II cis-regulatory region sequence-specific DNA binding. Gene Ontology annotation, cellular component: nucleus.